Acanthocheilonema viteae is the source of this 2109-nucleotide messenger RNA. The record is from the annotation of a GenBank genome assembly. Lineage: Eukaryota; Metazoa; Nematoda; Chromadorea; Rhabditida; Onchocercidae.
CCUGGAUAUUUCAAUUUAACAUCCGGAAUUGGCUGCCAAGAAUGUAACUGUGACGUCCUUGGUAGUGUUAAUAGCACCUGUGAUGUGCUAACCGGGCAAUGCUUGUGUAAACCAGGUGUGAUGGGACGCAGAUGUGAUCAAUGUGAACCACAGCAUUACGGUUUCGGGAUAGAUGGUUGUCAACCGUGUGAUUGUGAAGUUAUUGGAUCCGAAUCACCACAGUGUGAUGUUAUCACUGGUCAAUGCUUAUGUCGCGAUCAUAUUGAAGGACGACGUUGUGAUCAUUGUAUUGAAAAUCGUUACAAUCUUCAGGCCGGUUGUUUACCGUGUGAUGAUUGUUAUGCGUUAACACAACGUCGAGUGCACACAUUUAGGAAGGAAAUUAGUGUUUUGGACGAAACUCUAAAAGAAAUUGUCGAAAAUCCUGCACCGGUUGACGAUGUGGAAUUCGAUAAUUAUGUCAAAGCUGUCAGUGCCGAAGUAGAGGAUUUAGUUGAUAUCGUAAACAAAAAAUUAGCUGGUGAUGACUCACAGAUUAUUGAACAGGUAAGUUUGGUUAGGAGCGAUUUGAAGAAUGCGUUGAAAUUGUUAAGUUCGGUUGAUGACAUCAUCAGUAAAGCAGAUCGAAAGGCAACUACAAUAAAUGAAACAUUGAAGCAAUGGAGUCUAAUUAAAGAUCGAGCACGAAGUGAUUUAGAAAAUGCAUUAUAUUAUUUGGAAACUGAGGGACAAACACAAUGGGAAUUAGCACAGGAAGCAUCCCGAAAAUAUGGUGAACAAAGUCAGCAGUUAUCAGAAAUAGCGCAAGAGGCAAGAAAAUUAGCUGAACAGCAAGAAAAUCGUAGUAUUGAAAUUGAAGCAUUGGCUGAGAAAAUUGCAAAUGCUUCUAAACAGGCGCUUGUUGAAGCGAAAGAAGUGAUCUUUGGAGGUGAUGCUACAAGUAAAGAAAUUGCUGUUAUGCUGGAGCGUUUGAAUUCAACUGAAAAACUGUUAAAUCAAACACGUAAACUUGCUGAGGAACAAUUAAUAGAAGCGGAUCGUGCAUACAAAACAGCUGCAGAAAGUUUGACGGCUGUCGAGAGUUUGCGUUUACCGAACAUUGAUCCACAACAAAUUGAAGAAGAAGCUAAACGAGUCGCAGAUGAUGCUCAAGCAACAGCUGAUAAUGCUAAGGAACAAGCGGCCGCUAACAAAAAAUUAAUAGAUGAAGCAGUACGAAUAAUUGCUGAAGCAAAAUAUGAGUUACAAAGGGUUCAAGAUCAACAAAAAAUUUCGGAUGAAUUACUGGCUGAUGUUGAUGCUGCAAAGGCUCGUGCUAUGGAAGCUAUUUCGCUUGCAGAAAGCACACUAGCAGAGGCCCAGCAUACGCUAGAAAUAUUGAAUGAUUUUCAAGAGCGAGUUGAUGCAAGUAAAUCAGAAGCAAUUGAAGAAUUAAAAAAUCUGGAAGAAAUUGAAAAAGAAAUCGCUUUAGCUGAGGAUACAACUCGAGAAGCUGAAAAUGCUAUCGGUAAUGCGAAGAAUGAUGCACAAAUGGCUGAAAAGAUCGCUUUACAAGCCGAAAAAGAGGCUAAAAGUAUCAGCAAGGAGGCAUAUGAAUUACGGAAUCAAACGCAGGGUGUUCGUAAAACUGCAGAAGAAUUAAAGUUAAGUGCCGAUCAACUGGUCAAUGAUGUUAAAGACGCGAGUACAACAAUGGAAGAUUACAGACGACAGGCUAGUAGCGAUAAAGCUCGUGCUUCUGAGGCAGUUCAAAAAGCACAGCUUGCCGAAAAAGCUGCUGAAAGUGCAAACAAAACGAUUAGUGAAGCGGAGGAAAAUCUAAGAAGUAUUAAUAACCAAUUCAAUUCAUUAGAUGGCGUGAGUAGUGAAGAAUUGGAUGAGUUGGAAAAGCAACUGGAUCAAGUAGAACAAUUAUUAAACAGUGCUGAUUUAGAUCAGCAGGUAUCAUUGCUCAAAGAACAAAAAAUUGAACAGGAUCGUACAAUAACGCAGUUUAAAAAUGAAAUCGAUAAUUUAGAAGAUGAAGUGCAAAAUCUUGAAGAAAUACGUGAUUCAUUACCGAAGAAAUGCUUCAAUGUAAUCAAUUUGGAACAAGAGGGACACAAAUAA